GUACACACAAACACACCGCAAUCCCUUUCGCCUCACUACACAUAUAGCCCGUGUACGCCCGCUUCCUUCAAUCCCUGGCCAUCUUGAUCCGCCCUCCCUCCCUUCCUCGCCCUUGAUAAGUGAGCAGGCGCCAGGCAGCAGCAGCAGCAGCAGCAGGAGCAGCGCGGACUUCUUCGUUCCACGCACGCGCGGCGCCUCCCAUGUCGUCGGGAGAGUUCCACUUCCACGACGAGCUGGCGUCGCUGUUCGCGCAGCGGCCGGCGGCGGGCCCGGGCCAGGGGGAGAUGAUGGCGCAGCAGCAGCAUCAGGCGCCGGCGUCGUGUUUCGCGGACUACCUGCACGCGGGCGCGCCCGGCGUGGGGAUGGACUACGACCUGCUGUGGCGCGCGCUCGACCUGCCGGUGCCGGGGGACGACGUCGUCAAGAGGGAGCUGCUGGUGGUCGACACGGGCGGCGGCGGGGGAGGCUUCGCCGCGCCCGCGCCCACGCCCAGCGGCGGCGGCACGGCGCCUGUCACGCCCAACACCACGUCGUCGAUGUCCUCGUCCUCGAGCGAGGCCGCGGGCGGCAGCGGCGGCGGCGGAGGAGGAGGAGGAGGAGGAGGAGGGGGAGGCGGCGGCUUCGGCGCCGGGGAGGGGGACUCGCUCAAGAAGGAGGAAGGGGAAGGGGAGGAGAGCAAGGAGCUCGGCGGCAAGGGGGAGGACGACGCUGACAAGAGCAAGAAAGGGGCGGCGGCGGCGGGGAAGGCCAAGGGCAAGGGGGAGAAGCGGCAGCGGCAGCCGCGGUUCGCGUUCAUGACCAAGAGCGAGGUCGACCACCUCGAGGACGGCUACCGGUGGCGCAAGUACGGCCAGAAGGCCGUCAAGAACAGCCCAUACCCCAGGAGCUACUACCGGUGCACGACGCAGAAGUGCCCGGUGAAGAAGCGGGUGGAGCGGUCGUACCAGGACCCGGCGGUGGUGAUCACCACGUACGAGGGCAAGCACACGCACCCCAUCCCGGCCACGCUCCGCGGCAGCACCCACCUCCUCGCCGCGCAGCUGCACCACCACCACCACGCCGGCGGCCACCACCUCGGCGACGCCUUCCCGCCGCCGCCGCUUCCGCAGAUGGGCGCGCCGUUCGGGCGGCCUGGUGUCGGCGGCGGCGUCAUCGACGUGCUGGGCCUCCUGCCGCCCCGCGGCGGUCCCCACAACAACCACAACGUGCCGCCGGCGACAGGCCUCGCGUCGUCCCACGGCAUGAGCGGUCCGAUGAGCACCGUCGCGGGCGCGACCACCACCACCUCAUCGUCUGCCCCGUCGCUCCAGAUGCAGCACUUCAUGGCGCAGGACUUCGGGCUGCUGCAAGACAUGCUGCCGCCGCCCUUCGUCCACAGCAACAUCCAGCCCUGAAAUUAUGGUAACCACACCACAGGCAAGCUGAUGGACGGAGAAGGAAGCUAGAUAAGAGAGAUAGUACUUAAUUUGGUUCUUGUUAAUGCUUAACCUCUUUAAUCCCCUUUUUUUUCACCGAUUUACUCCUCUAGAAUGAAUCGGUUCUUGAUUUGUUUUUUUUUUGCCCCCUUCCUGUGCUGCGAGACACAUGCAUGCCGCUACAGAGUUUUCUGGCGCCGGGUCUCGUACCAUUUCUAUGAUGAUCUAGCUAGUCCUUGCUGGUGUAGUACUAGCGGUUCUUGUACAUGUACCUAAUCAACCCCAGCUCAUGCACGCAUUGCACUCUAGCUAUCUGCUGCAGUGCUGGCCAUGGGCUAUGAUAAUUUUAUGCUAGCUCCUCCCUGCAUUCCUCCUGUCCAUGCAUCUAUCUCCAUUAAUACAACACUACUACAUCUGGGCACAUGUUUGGUAGUA
Messenger RNA from Panicum hallii, 1850 nucleotides. RefSeq names its product probable WRKY transcription factor 48. The record is from RefSeq and is a predicted model, not a curated record. The coding region runs from base 201 to 1394 and encodes 397 amino acids. Gene Ontology annotation, biological process: regulation of DNA-templated transcription. The transcript is spliced from 3 exons. NCBI's taxonomy places the organism in Eukaryota, Viridiplantae, Streptophyta, Magnoliopsida, Poales, Poaceae. Gene Ontology annotation, molecular function: DNA-binding transcription factor activity; sequence-specific DNA binding.